This is a messenger RNA of Hippoglossus stenolepis (Pacific halibut), 349 nucleotides long. RefSeq lists its product as uncharacterized. Bases 79 to 336 code for a protein of 85 amino acids. The transcript is spliced from 2 exons. Lineage: Eukaryota; Metazoa; Chordata; Actinopteri; Pleuronectiformes; Pleuronectidae. The record is from RefSeq and is a predicted model, not a curated record.
AUCGCUUCACACCACCUGAGUGUGACUGCUACUGGUGGGGGCCAGGGCACACCCGAGCUUUCACCGGUGGAGCUAAGGAUGGCCUCGAUUCUCGGGGAAACCAGUUUGAGUGGCAUUGUGUCUGAAAAGGAGGGUGACACUGACAUGGCUGAGAUCUCAGACAACACAGAGUCGAUGGGGGCAGUAGGUGGAGAGGAUGCCCCCGGCUUGGAAGUCCCCAGGGAGGAGGCAGCUGCAGAGCGGCAUCCAGUCCUCGGCAACAGUGCGUCCCGUGCGCAUGGCAGCUCUGGGCACGCUGCACACAGAGAGAGACAAUUAGUGCAAUUAAUUGUGUAACAGAUGAGCUGAA